This is a messenger RNA of Cyclopterus lumpus (lumpfish), 1835 nucleotides long. It is a transcript of the gene angptl6, whose product is annotated as angiopoietin-like 6. The transcript is spliced from 7 exons. The record is from RefSeq and is a predicted model, not a curated record. The coding region runs from base 340 to 1809 and encodes 489 amino acids. Lineage: Eukaryota; Metazoa; Chordata; Actinopteri; Perciformes; Cyclopteridae.
AGGAGACAUCCAGCUAAACAGCAGGUACUGGGAGGCGGCGUCAUUCGGAUGCUUUGUAAUUAGUUGUCUCCCUCUUCACAGAUCCUGACACAGAACCUCCGGAGAAGUAGUGGCAGCUUAGCAUGCUUACGAAACGUGGAUUCAACAUCAACAUUCACGGAGGACCACUGACGACCUUUUCACUUGGAAGAAGCCUUCCUGAUCCUUGAACAUGUGAUUUAAAAAAAAAAAAAAGAAGAAGAUAUAGCCUUUAUUUGACAUCUGUGCAACCUGUGAGCUGCAUCUACACACUGAACACUUCUCAGCUGCUGCGGUCAUCCUCAGAAGCUUAACACAUUCAUGGAGAAGACACUGACAAUAGGUCUGACUCUUUUCUUAACGCUCUGUGUGGACAUACCAGGAGCUGGAGGACGGAGCGACGGGGCCCAUGGCGACGACGCGCAGAAACGUCCAUCGCGAUCUUCCGAUACCAAAGGAGGCCGUUGCUCCUACACUUUCAUCGUCCCGCAACAAAAACUGACAGGCGCGCUGUGUUUGAACACGCAGUCGGCUUCUGCCAACCAGUCGGAGGUGGCAGCGCUGCGAGCGGAGCUCAGGCGGCAGCAGGAGCAGCUGGAGAAGCUCCACGGCCAUCUGGAGCAGGACGGGUCCCUUGUCAUGGAGGUCAGAGCCCUGCGCAAAGAGAGUAACGCCAUGAAUUCUCGCAUUGCCCAACUCUAUGCCCAGCUGCUACAUGAAGUCAUUCAGAAGAAGGACCAGGCUUUGGAGCAGCGAAGGGUGGAGAGCAUCCUGUUAAAUGCGACGACGCAGGCGCUGCAGGUGUCCAGUAACUACAGGGAGCUGGAGAAGAAAUAUGGAGCCCUCACCUCGAUGAUCAGCUCCCAGAACCAGUUUAUAGCUCGUCUGGAGAAGCGGUGCCUGUGCAGGGACUCCACACAGGCCUCUCUGUCUGGACAGGUGACGACUGAACCACCAAAAAGCCAGUCUAAUGUGCAUCCUAACUACAGCUCCGACGCCAGGGAAGCGGCCAAUGAUGUUCAAAGGGACCAAAGUGCUCUUCCACCACAGCAGGAACAAGCUGUUGUUUCCCUCCCCACCACCACCGCCAACUCUACUACAGAUCAUCCAUUCAUUAGUUUCCCUGUCACAAAGACUCCAGGGCCGUGGCGAGACUGCCAGCAUGUGCAGGAAUCAGGUGAGACCACCAGCGGGAUCUACCUGCUCCGUCCACAGAGUGCCAACCGCCUCCUGCAGGCCUGGUGUGAGCAGAGUCGGGCUCAGGGAGGGUGGACGGUGAUCCAAAGGAGACAGGAUGGGUCGGUCAACUUCUUCCGGACAUGGGAGCAGUAUAAGCAAGGCUUUGGGAACCUAGACGGAGAGUAUUGGCUGGGCCUGGAACACCUCUACUGGCUCACUAAACAGGCCCAAUAUAAGCUGCGGGUGGCUCUGGAAGACUGGCAGGGCCGGCAGGUGUUUGCAGAGUAUGACAGCUUCCGCCUCGAACCGGAGAGCGAUUGGUACAGACUGCGGUUAGGACAGUACCACGGCACUGCAGGGGAUUCCCUCUCAUGGCACAACAAUAAGGCCUUCACCACUCUGGAUCGAGACAAGGACAGCUACACGGGUAACUGCGCUCACUACCAAAAGGGAGGCUGGUGGUACCACAUGUGUGCCCACUCCAAUCUGAACGGUGUGUGGUACCGGGGUGGACACUAUCGCAGCCGCUACCAGGACGGGGUGUACUGGGCAGAGUUCCACGGAGGGUCGUACUCUCUCAAACGUGUUUCCAUGAUGAUCAAACCCACAUAGCGAGUCCUAACCGUGGGUGUGUUGGC